AUGCGCCCCUCAGCCAUUUGUCCUCUGCCAGUGGUCAGACGGAACCCGGCGCUCACCGUCGACCGGGCGCGGACGCUGCUGCGCGGCGGCGCUGACUCUUCCUCCGGCGAGCCUUCUGCCCUCGAGCGGGCGCGCGUCCUCUGCUCGUGGAGCGAGUCGGAUCCGACCGCUGCGGCCAUCGGUUCCACAGUCGGGAUCCGCUCUCUCGUCUCGCGGCCGUCGCUCAACGGCAAGGUUGGCCUCGUCGUCUCCGCAAACGCUUCGACGGCCCGCUUCGGCGUGCGCGUGGCGGGCGAGGCCAAGGCACUCGCACUGAGGCGCGCUAUGCAAUGGCCGGCCAACCUGCAGCCAGCGGCCGAGGCGGUGGAGGUGGGCAGGCUGGUCCUCAAGGCGGCGGAGUGGUCGCCGCAGUCGCACGAGCUCUUCCCGGAGGCGGCUCGCAAGUGGGCGGUCGAGGUGAUGCGGCUGGGCUACCUGAUCGCUUGGGACGAGGAGCGCUUCGUUGGCCGCGAGGGAGCGGCUCCAGAACUGGCGGACAUCUGGCGCAGUUUCGUGCUGCCAAGGGUGGUGGUGCGGGCCGCCGCCGACGUGCGCAGACGCACAUCGCGCCGCCCAUGA
Molecule: messenger RNA, 618 nt
Organism: Emiliania huxleyi CCMP1516
Lineage: Eukaryota; Haptophyta; Isochrysidales; Noelaerhabdaceae
Exons: 3
Coding region: 1-618 (205 amino acids)
Source: RefSeq, a predicted model, not a curated record